Molecule: messenger RNA, 5254 nt
Organism: Mercurialis annua (annual mercury)
Lineage: Eukaryota; Viridiplantae; Streptophyta; Magnoliopsida; Malpighiales; Euphorbiaceae
Exons: 44
Coding region: 178-5136 (1652 amino acids)
Source: RefSeq, a predicted model, not a curated record
UAUUACACUGGUUGCUUUGCCUGUACUUCCUUUUCCUGUCAGUGACUCUGAUCGAUCUAAAAUUCCGAUCAUGUCAUCUCUCACAAAUAUUUUCAGUAAUUAAUUAGUAAUUAUCUUCCUUCUAUAUCAUCGCUGAGUUAAAAAUCAAAGCCAGAGAAAAGCAUUAUUGCUUAAGCCAUGGCGACAUUCAUGACAGUAUUGGAAUCCGAUCUUCGCGCUUUAUCUGUUGAAGCGCGGCGGCGUUACCCCGCCGUUAAAGACGGAGCAGAGCAUGCUAUAUUGAAGCUUCGUUCAUUGUCAAGUCCUAAUGAAAUUGCACAUAAUGAGGAUAUUCUACGAAUCUUUUUGAUGGCUUGUGAUGCCAGAACUGUUAAGUUGAGUGUACUUGGACUUUCAUGCCUACAAAAGCUUAUAUCCCAUGAUGCAGUUGCUCCCUCAGCUUUGAAGGAGAUACUCUCCACAUUAAAAGAUCAUGCUGAAAUGGCAGAUGAGAGUGUUCAACUCAAGACCCUACAGACUAUAUUAAUCAUAUUUCAAUCACGCUUACAUCCAGAGAGUGAGGAGAAUAUGGCUCGAGCCCUUCAUAUAUGUCUUCGACUUCUUGAAAAUAGCAGAUCCUCUGACAGUGUGCAAAAUACUGCUGCAGCUACUUUCAGACAGGCAGUAGCAUUAAUUUUUGAUCAUGUGGUUCACGCUGAGUCUCUUCCUGAAAGAAAGUUUGGCUCUGGAGGUCAUAAUUCUCGUUCAAGCUCGGUCACCAGUGAUGUCAAUCGUAGUGUCAGUCAUCCAGAGUGUUUGGGGAAUGAACUUGCUUCUGGAGAACUGCCGACAAGGGCGAUCCUAACAAAUGCUGGAAAGCUUGGGCUUCGUUUACUUGAAGACCUGACAGCUCUUGCUGCAGGUGGAUCUGCAAUUUGGUUGCACGUCAAUUCUCUUAAACGGAUAUUUGCACUUGAUAUACUUGAGUUCAUUCUGUCCAGUUAUGUUGUUAUUUUCAAGACGUUGGGCCCUUAUGAACAGGUCAUGCGUCAUCGAAUAUGUUCACUUCUGAUGACCUCACUCCGAACAAAUUCUGAGGUUGAAGGAGAAGCCGGAGAACCUACUUUCCGUCGGUUGGUCUUGCGAUCAGUUGCCCAUAUAAUCAGGCUUUACAGUUCAUCCCUCGUUACUGAGUGUGAGGUUUUUCUGAGUAUGCUUGUGAAGGUUACUUUUUUGGAUUUGCCAUUAUGGCAUCGUAUUCUCGUGCUUGAGAUCCUGAGGGGUUUUUGUGUGGAAGCACGUAUCUUACAGAUUCUUUUUCAGAACUUUGAUAUGCAUCCCAAGAAUACAAAUGUUGUGGAGGGUAUGGUUAAAGCUCUUGCUCGAGUUGUUUCAAAUGUACAGGUUCAAGAAACAAGCGAGGAAAGUUUGACAGCUGUAGCAGGAAUGUUUAGCAGCAAGGCCAAAGGUAUAGAAUGGAGUCUGGACAAUGAUGCAUCCAAUGCUGCUGUCCUGGUUGCAAGUGAAGCUCAUGCAAUAACUUUGGCGGUUGAAGGGCUAUUGGGUGUUGUCUUCACUGUGGCUACUUUGACAGACGAAGCAGUAGAUGUCGGGGAGCUUGAAUCUCCCAGAUGUGAGUAUGAACCCGUGGCAAAAUUUACCGGGAAGACUGCUGUUCUCUGCAUUGCAAUGAUCGAUUCAUUGUGGCUGACCAUUCUUGAUGCCUUUUCCCUGAUUUUAUCAAGGUCACAAGGAGAGGCUAUUGUGUUGGAAAUAUUGAAGGGAUAUCAGGCAUUUACUCAGGCAUGUGGCGUUCUUAAUGCUGUAGAACCCUUGAACUCCUUUCUAGCAUCGCUUUGCAAAUUUACCAUUAACUUCCCAAGUGAAGCAGAGAGAUAUAGUGCAGUACAGUCUCCUGGAUCAAAGCGUCCUGAGUUGCUUGUCGAACUGAGAGAGAAUGUUAUUCUUACUCCCAAGAAUGUGCAGGCCUUAAGGACUCUCUUCAACGUUGCUCAUCGAUUGCACAAUGUUUUGGGGCCAUCUUGGGUUUUGGUUUUGGAGACUUUAGCAGCUCUAGAUCGAGCAAUCCAUUCUCCACAUGCCACCACACAGGAAGUCUCCACAGCUGUCCCAAAGCUUCUAAGAGAAUCUUCUGGUCAAUACAGUGAUUUCAGUAUUCUGUCUUCUUUGAAUUCGCAGCUAUUUGAGAGUUCGGCAUUGAUGCACAUAUCUGCAGUUAAAUCACUUCUAUCUGCACUGAGCCAAUUAUCACAUCAAUAUAUGUGUGAGGCAUCUGUUGGUUUUGGACCAGUAGUGAAUCAAAAGAUUGGAAGCAUCAAUUUUUCAGUGGAGAGGAUGAUAUCCAUCCUUGUCAACAAUCUUCAUAGAGUGGAGCCACUGUGGGAUCAUGUUGUGGGUCAUUUUUUAGAGCUUGCCAAUAAUUCUAAUCAGAAUUUACGAAAUAUGGCACUUGAUGCAUUAGAUCGAUCAAUAUGUGCUGUUUUAGGUUCUGAACUGUUCCAGGAUCAUGUACCAUCCAGACUCCAUGGAACAUCUCAUGAUAUGGAAAUUAGGCAUGCUCAUUUAAGACUGCUUGAAUGCUCUGUUCUAUCUCCACUUAGAGCUCUGUAUUUUUCCACUCAAAGCUCUGAUGUCCGUGCUGGCUCCUUGAAAAUUCUUCUUCAUGUUCUAGAGAGGCAUGGAGACAAAUUGUAUUACAGUUGGCCUAAUAUUCUUGAAAUGUUAAGGUCUGUUGCAGAUGCGCCCGAGAAAGAUCUCGUCACAUUGGGGUUCCAGAGCCUACGUGUUAUUAUGAAUGAUGGACUUGCUUCCAUACCUACAGAGUGUCUCCCUGUAUGUGUGGAUGUCACUGGCGCCUACAGUGCUCAAAAAACUGAGUUGAAUAUCAGUUUAACAGCAAUAGGCCUAUUGUGGACCACUUCCGAUUUUAUAGCCAAGGGGCUCUUACAUGAGCCUCCAGAAGAAAAGGAAACAAUUAUAGGUAGUGUUGGUGAACAUCCUACUGUGAAAGAAAUGAAUGGUGAAUCAAAGGAAGAGUACACGGUAGAACUGCCUGAAAAAGUGAAAGAUCACAGACCCUCAUUAAAUAUUAUUGAUCGUGACAAGUUGCUCUUCUCUGUUUUCUCAUUACUUCAAAGACUUGGGGCUGAUGAGAGACCUGAGGUUAGAAAUGCUGCUGUCAGGACACUCUUCCAAACUCUAGGAAGCCAUGGGCAAAAACUCUCAAAGAGCAUGUGGGAGGAUUGUCUUUGGAAAUAUGUAUUUCCUGCUUUGGAUCGAGCCUCUCACAUGGCUGCAACAUCAUCAAAAGAUGAAUCUCAGGGCAAAGAGCUAGGUACUCGAGGAGGGAAAGCAGUUCACAUGCUGAUUCAUCAUAGUCGUAACACAGUUCAGAAACAAUGGGAUGAAACACUUGUGCUUGUACUUGGUGGGAUUGCACGUUUAUUACGUUCUUUCUUUCCUUUUCUCAGCAGCUUGAGCAAUUUUUGGUCAGGAUGGGAAUCAUUGCUUUUUCUGGUAAAGAAUAGUAUUUCAAAUGGUAGCAAAGAGGUUACCAUUGCUGCAAUAAACUGUUUGCAGACAACUGUUCUAUCUCAUUGUCAUAAGGGUAAUUUCCCGAUGCCAUACCUUAUCUCAGUACUCAAUGUAUAUGAGCAUGUUCUUCAAACAUCACCGAACUACAGUUAUAAUGCAGUCAGCAAGGUGAAGCAGGAAACACUACAUGGGCUUGGUGAGCUGUAUGUGCAGGCACAAAGGAUGUUUGAUGAUCAGAUGUUCCGUCAGCUGAUUGCAAUCAUUGAUUUGGUAAUCACGCAAGCCAUGGCCCCAAGUGAUAACUUUGACAGUGACUUUGGACAUGUUCCGCCUGUGCUGCGUACUGUACUGGAAAUCUUACCACUAUUACGUCCAACUGAGCAUAUCCCGUCAAUGUGGCUUGUACUUCUUAGAGAGCUUUUACAAUAUCUUCCAAGAUCAGACUCUUUAGAAACCGAAGACGAUGAGCUUAAGCAAGCUGGCAUUAGUGAUAAUAUUUCAGGCAAAAAGACCGGUAUACCCAAUGGUACGGCUUCUGUGAUCCCAAAAGAAGCUGGAGCUCCACGUCAGCAAUCCGGAUCAAUCACAACCUCAUGGGGUGGAACGCUAAGCUAUGUGUUUGCAGAAAAGAUUGUGACUCUGCUGAUGGAUCUUUUUCUACAGGCUCCUAUGGCUGAACAACUUAUCAUAUUUCCUGAAAUUAUACAGAGUCUUGGAAGGUGUAUGACAACAAGAAGAGACAAUCCAGAUGGGUCACUUUGGCGUUUAGCCGUUGAAGGCUUCAAUCGUGUUCUUGUUGAGGACUUACGCAAAUCUGCUACAAACUUCAUAUCAGAUUCAAGAAUUAAUAGAUCUGCACGAAUGCGUAUCUGGAAAGAAGUAGCUGAUGUUUAUGAAAUCUUUCUUGUGGGUUAUUGUGGGCGUGCCAUUCCUUCCAACUCUCUCUCAGCUGAAACACUUAAAGCGGAUGAGGCAUUGGAGAUGACAUUUUUACAUAUUCUGGGUGAUGAGAUUCUUACCUCGCCAAUCGAUGCUCCUAUUGAUAUUCUGGAGCGAUUUGUUUCAACCAUUGACCGUUGUGCUUCACGCACAUGCUCUCUUCCUGUUGAGACGGUGGAACUUAUGCCGUUGCACUGCAGCAGGUUCUCCCUAGCUUGCUUGAAGAAACUAUUUUCCUUAAGCAGUUAUAACAAUGAAGUAAGCGAUUGGAACUUGACGAGAUCUGAAGUUAGCAAAAUCUCAAUCAUGGUUCUUAUAAGUAGAUGUGCAUGCACCAUCAGCAGAUUUUUGAUGGACGAAAAUGAUCUAAGUGAACGUCCUUUACCAGUAGCAAGGUUUGAAGAAAUAGUUUGUGUCCUUCAAGAACUCGGUCAUCUAAGAAUACAUCCAGAAACAGCAGCAAUUCUUCCUUUACCUGUCCAUAUGAGACGUAUUCUAGCUGACAAGGAAGAUCACGACAAACAUCUUCAUCUAUUCGUUCUAUUUUCCCCCCUUUGUGAUCUCAUAAUAUCAAGGGAAGUAAGAGUGAGGGAACUGGUGCAAGCGCUGCUAAGACACGUCACCCGAGAAUUAGCACUUGAAAAGGUUGGCAUUUCUAGUUGAUGUAUGAAAUAUAGAAUUUUAGGUGAGGCAGUUUUUUUUAUUUGUCCUCCAUUGCUUAGUGUUGUAUUAUGCAUGUUUGUACAUUAUAGGUUCUGGUAUUUAAUGUAUUCUUUUUUUU